Messenger RNA from Phytophthora sojae, 1536 nucleotides. RefSeq lists its product as hypothetical. Bases 1 to 1536 code for a protein of 511 amino acids. Gene Ontology annotation, molecular function: ubiquitin ligase activator activity; anaphase-promoting complex binding; protein binding. The record is from RefSeq and is a predicted model, not a curated record. The transcript has 3 exons. Gene Ontology annotation, biological process: positive regulation of ubiquitin protein ligase activity; positive regulation of anaphase-promoting complex-dependent catabolic process; anaphase-promoting complex-dependent catabolic process. Gene Ontology annotation, cellular component: anaphase-promoting complex. NCBI's taxonomy places the organism in Eukaryota, Oomycota, Peronosporomycetes, Peronosporales, Peronosporaceae.
AUGGCGAGCCCCAGCGCGGAAGUGCGGCGCCUCGAGCGCGUGUCCUCCUCCUCCCUGCUCGUGAGCCCGCCCCCGAGCCGCAGCCUCUCGCGCAAGCGCUCGCACAACGCCGCGGAACCAGAUGCCAGCAAGGCCUCGAGCAGCCUCAAGAGCAGCGCGCUGGGCGUGCCCAGCGCCAAGAAGAGCAAGAAGGACGCCUCCUCCGGCUCCGGCUGCAGCGCCAGCAGCAACAAGAGCGCGUCGGACCGCUUCAUCCCCACGCGCAGCGCCAUGAACUUGGACCUGGUGCAGUGCAACUCGCCCGACACUGCGGCAGCCAUCGAGGCUGCCACCAACAGGAACAAGGCCAGCCCCAGCCGCACAGGAGGCAACUCAGGCGCCGGUAGCAGCGCAGCGGAGGACGAGGAGAAGCAGAUCUACAAGAAAAGGCUGGCCAGUGCCCUGCUGGGCAAGGAGGACGACUCGAACCACAAGAUCCUCAAGUUCAGCAAGGCCAAACCGGCCGUGGCACCCCCGGACUCGUUCAAGUCCACGCUGCAGGCCAGAUUCUCGCACAAUAAGGUGAGCGCAGUGCCCGCGGCGGCGGCGAAGAAGCUCAACCGCCACGUCCCCUCGGCGCCGAUCAAGUGUGUGUACCUCUGGAACGCGGUUUCUGGUGAGAUCGACGAGCUGAUGGCCCUUGAUGGAGACGAGUACGUGAGUUCCGUGCAGUGGAGUGAUGCGGCCGGUGGAUCGGCGCAUCUGGCUAUUGGAACUAGCGAGUCGGUGGUGCAGUUGUGGGAUGUGGCGGCAUCGCGUCAGGUCCGAACGAUGAACGGACACUCGUCGCGCGUGGGCGCGCUGGCAUGGAACAGCUACGUGCUCUCGUCGGGGUCGCGUGACAGCACUAUCAUCCACCACGAUGUUCGCGCACGGCAGCACCAGCUCUCGACGCUGACGAGCCAUGAACAGGAAGUGUGCGGACUGCAGUGGUCUCCCGAUGGUACUAUGCUAGCGUCAGGUGGCAACGACAACGCUCUGUGUCUGUGGAAGGCCGGCAGCAUUGGCAGUAGCCGCAGUAUGCAGACCCCUGCGCACCGGUUAGAACAGCACACAGCCGCAGUGAAGGCGAUUGCGUGGUGCCCGUGGGAGCGCAACCUGCUUGCCACGGGCGGCGGUACUGCUGAUCGCACGAUCAAGUUUUGGAACACAACGAACGGAGCGAUGCUAAGUUCCGUCGACACAGGAUCGCAGGUGUGCUCGCUGCUUUGGUCGACGACGGAGAAGGAGCUGUUGUCGUCGCAUGGAUACUCGCAAAACGAGCUGUGUCUGUGGAAGUACCCCAGCAUGACCAAGGUAAAGGAACUCACAGGCCACACCUCUCGUGUGCUGCACUUGGCAGCUUCGCCUGAUGGAGAAACGGUGGUUUCCGGCGCAGCCGAUGAAACUCUACGAUUUUGGAAGGUAUUCGGUCCCAACCGCAAAGCACGGAAGGCCGGCUCAAGCACUGCUGAGCUGAGCAGUUCGUCGCUGUCGAGCGUCAUGAGCAUUCGAUAA